AUGCCUCCACUGAAGAGGACUAACUCAUAUGUCCUCCCGGACCUGGAUUUCACCUUGAGGCGCCAGUUCAACAAGCCCGGUUUUAGACCUCAGCAAAAAGAAAUCAUACAAGCUUCUCUUGAUGGAAAUGAUGUUUUUGUGCAAGCAGCCACUUCAUUUGGCAAGAGUUUGUGCUUUCAACUCCCAGCAGUAGUGGAUCAAGGCAUUACCAUCGUCAUCUCACCACUGCUGAGUCUGAUGAUGAAUCAGGUAGAAGCUUUACGGGUCGCCGGUAUCAACGCCAGCUCACUGAAUAGCAACACGCCUCUAUCAGAAAAGGAUCGCAUCUAUAAGGAUCUGCAGACUGGUCACCCCCUGACGAGACUUCUUUACGUGACCCCUGAACUCUGCGCCCUGGACCGUUUCCGAGACCGUCUAAAGAUAGUCCACGAGCAGAGGGAGCUUGCUCGUAUUGCCAUCGACGAGGCACAUUGCAUCUCGGAAUGGGGCCACGAUUUCCGCAAGGACUUCAAGCGCCUCUGCUGGUUUCGCGAGUCCUUUCCAGACGUGCCCAUCAUGUGCCUCACCGCGACAGCCAACACACAGGUACGCCACGACGUACUAUCAACUCUUGGCCUGGACGAGAAAUCGGACCGUCUCAAGACCUUCACCAUGACGGCGUACCGUCCAAAUCUUCAUCUCGAAAUCCGCUUCACGUCAGACCAGGACGACCAGCGCCUCGAAGACUUCCUGAGAUGGAUCAGGGGCGUAUACACGCGCCGGGCCGGCGAGCCGCGCAAGUCCGAGCUCGGGGCAGGCGAGCGCGUAGACAACGUGCCGGGGAUUAUCUACACCAUCUCCCGCGACGAGUGCGAGAGCCUCGCCGCGGCCCUCCGCUCGGAGGGCCUAGGGGCGCAGCCCUUCCACGCCAAACUGUCCAAGGAAGUCAAGGAGCAGACGCUGGCGAGGUGGGUCGGCAACGCGCCGGGCUACGACAUCAUCGUGGCCACCACGGCCUUCGGCAUGGGCAUCGACAAGCUGAACGUGCGGUUCGUGGUCCACUGGCGCCUGCCCAAGUCGCUCGAGGGGUACUACCAGGAGGCCGGGCGGGCGGGCCGCGACGGCAAUGCCGCGUACUGCUUCCUGUACUACAGCCGCGAGGACCGGGACCGGGUCUCGAGUCUCGUCAUCCGCGACGGCCAGCAGAGCGGCAACGCGAGCAACUUCCAGGCGCGCGCGCGGAGCUUGCAGAAGCUGGCAGAGUACUGCGAGAGCACGAAUGCGUGCCGGCAUGCUCUGAUCUGCAGAUACUUUGGGGAGGCCGAGGUGCCCAGGUGCGACUAUGCCUGUGACUGGCACAAGGACGCGUCUGACCUCCAGAGGCGGUGGUUGAGAGGCUUGGCGAGUGAGGAGUUUGUGAGUACGCAGAGGGAGGAGGGCCGGUAUGAUGUCGACUGGUACGACUAA
This is a messenger RNA of Truncatella angustata, 1446 nucleotides long. Its product is annotated as P-loop containing nucleoside triphosphate hydrolase protein. The transcript has 2 exons. Bases 1 to 1446 code for a protein of 481 amino acids. Gene Ontology annotation, molecular function: 3'-5' DNA helicase activity; ATP binding; four-way junction helicase activity. Gene Ontology annotation, cellular component: cytoplasm; chromosome. Gene Ontology annotation, biological process: double-strand break repair via homologous recombination. The record is from RefSeq and is a predicted model, not a curated record. Lineage: Eukaryota; Fungi; Ascomycota; Sordariomycetes; Amphisphaeriales; Sporocadaceae.